CGCCCGCCCGGAGCGGCAUUUUUAUUCAGGCGACGCUUAAGGGAGCCCGGCGCGCCCGGUGCAUUGUGGGAGCGCCGCGGCCCGUUUUCGGGAGGAGGCGGAGGGCGCAAAGCGAGCCGGUGGAUCCCAGAGCCCGGCUGAUUGUGAGGGAGGGGAGGGGCUGAACACUGAGGAGUGUGGGCCCCAGAACCAUGUCUACGCGGGAGUCCUUUAACCCGGAAAGUUAUGAAUUGGACAAGAGCUUCCGGUUAACCAGAUUUACUGAACUGAAGGGCACAGGCUGCAAAGUGCCCCAAGAUGUCCUGCAGAAAUUGCUGGAGUCCUUACAAGAGAACCACUUCCAAGAGGAUGAGCAGUUUCUGGGAGCUGUUAUGCCAAGGCUGGGUAUGGGUAGUCACACCUACCUCAUUGCCGACAAGCACAUGAACCCUGAAAGAUGCAAGGGCAGAAUAGCAUGUGCCAAUGUCCUCAGUGACCUCUAUGCAAUGGGGGUCACAGAGUGUGACAAUAUGCUGAUGCUCCUUGGAGUCAGUAAUAAAAUGACGGACAGGGAAAGAGAUAAAGUCAUACCCCUAAUUAUACAGGGUUUUAAAGAUGCGGCAGAGGAAGCAGGAACGUCAGUGACAGGUGGCCAAACAGUGCUAAACCCCUGGAUUGUUCUAGGAGGAGUCGCCACAACCGUCUGCCAGCCCAAUGAAUUUAUCAUGCCAGAUAAUGCAGUACCAGGGGAUGUGCUAGUGCUGACUAAGCCCCUGGGGACGCAGGUCGCCGUGGCGGUCCACCAGUGGCUGGAUAUCCCUGAAAAAUGGAAUAAAAUUAAGCUCGUAGUCACCCAAGAAGAUGUCGAGUUGGCAUACCAGGAGGCAAUGAUGAACAUGGCCCGGCUCAACAGGACAGCUGCAGGACUCAUGCACACGUUCAAUGCCCACGCAGCCACAGACAUCACAGGCUUUGGGAUUUUGGGCCACGCACAGAACCUGGCGAAGCAACAGAGGAAUGAGGUGUCCUUUGUAAUUCACAACCUUCCUGUGCUGGCCAAGAUGGCUGCUGUGAGCAAAGCCUGUGGGAACAUGUUUGGCCUCAUGCAUGGGACCUGCCCAGAGACAUCAGGAGGCCUUCUGAUCUGCUUACCACGUGAGCAAGCAGCUCGGUUCUGUGCGGAGAUAAAGUCCCCCAAAUACGGCGAAGGCCACCAAGCAUGGAUUAUUGGGAUUGUAGAGAAGGGUAACCGCACGGCCAGAAUCAUAGACAAACCCCGGAUCAUCGAAGUCGCGGUGGCCACUCAGAACGCAAACCCCACGCCUGGUGCCACCUCCUAAUCUAGGCAGUAAUAGCUACUUGGUUGUGUUUUUUAAUAGAUCUAUUUCCUUUAUCAUCACUUCAAUUAAAGACUUACGAACAGCAAAAAUUUCAUUGUGUCUACACAUCUGGUAACCUUAGAUGGGUUUGUGAGUGGAUGCAAUUAAUAAGAUGAAAUCCAUGGCCUUCUCUCCUGUUACAUUAACUGCAGACGCACCCAAUCUUGAGGCAGCUUCUGAGUUGAGAAUUAUAUUGUUAUCCAAUACUGUUGAUUCAUUUUGAAUCUUUAGACACGUAUCUCUUGCCGCAUAGGCUCUUUCUCAAGGUGCUUCCCCACAGCACAGACACUACAAGAGUAGUGCCACAUAGCAGUCUGUGUCUCUUCCCUUUGUGUGUAUUUAUCAUAUCAGUCUGUUUUUCAGUGUCUCGGAUGGUAUUCUGGAAAGAACUGGGAAGCACCAUGGUGGCCUCCUGUAGUACGAGGUUGCAUGGUUCCUUUGAGUCUUUGAUUCUGACCCAGGACAUUCUCCAACAGUGAUUCAUUCAGUUCACCAAGCCGGGUGCUUCGCUCUGCAUGGAAAGCACUUUGAAGACAAAGAAGAAAUCUUGCUUUUUUUUUUUUUUGGUAGCCUUCCUGAUACUUACAGUAAUAACAUUUGUUUUCUUUACUGAUGGCAGAAAAGGAUACUUUUUGCAGUGUAAUUAGAUGUUGUACAGUGCAACAAGGAAUUGCCUUCGAUGGGGGUUCAUGUACAGUUCUCAGUGACAACUCAGUAUAUAACUAACUACGCAAAUCAUUUUUAAAUAUAAUCAGUAAUAAAGACUGUUCUGUGGAUGGUAGUGUUUCACACAUUUUAUAUUUUGUAUAGUGAUCUUGGGCCUUUCUGUCCUAUGGUCAGCAGCGCCAUAGCCCAUUCUUAGCAUUACUUGCCCUUCGCGCCAGUACUUUUCUUGUGCACGCUUCUUGUGAUCUGUGUUAAAUCUGCAUUGCCAGCGUUGCAGCUUGAACGUAAACUUGUUAUUCAAAUAAAUAUUUAAUUUUUUUAAUUGCUCUUGUAUAAUCAGAUGCCCCUUUUAGUAUUAUUUUAGAAGCAUUGGGAGGGUUUUGCCUAAAGUACAAUUUAUCGGGGAAAACUAGAUUUUAGUUUUAUAAAACUUUUAAGUCUUUCAUGGGACCUAUAUUUUCUUGAAUUAAAUUUUGUAGUUCUAGAACAAAUAGGCAAUCUAAAAGGGUGAUAUCUGUGUUACUUAAAGCAGAGGCUUCCUUAUUGUUACCUACUGAGCAGUUCAGAGGGGUUCCCAUCGCUAAGCGCAGGGCACCCUCCCAUGUCUGUCUUCAUGAGAGAAAACCCUGGCUUUCCAAGUUGCUGAACGCUUCCUGCUCGCAAGCACCAAAGCUGCGCUUGUGAUCCAACUGACCCUACCACAGGAAACCACUGCCCAGCAGAUGAAGCUCCCUGCCAGGAAAAGGCUGCAGUGUGGGCAUGCCCUCCGGGGGCCAUGUAUACCUGGAGCAGAAGCCACCGGAUCUGGGGUCCAGCUGAGGAGGCUGCCACAGGAGGGACACUGACGGGACAUUUUAUAGAAAUGUAUACAGAUGUUGGUCCUUAAAAGCUGCCCACCAGUGGUCUGCAAAAUAAAAUUUGUUGGAAACCUCUGA
Dipodomys ordii (Ord's kangaroo rat) is the source of this 2959-nucleotide messenger RNA. RefSeq names its product selenophosphate synthetase 1 (gene Sephs1). The transcript has 9 exons. Lineage: Eukaryota; Metazoa; Chordata; Mammalia; Rodentia; Heteromyidae. Gene Ontology annotation, molecular function: selenide, water dikinase activity; ATP binding. The coding region runs from base 192 to 1319 and encodes 375 amino acids. The record is from RefSeq and is a predicted model, not a curated record. Gene Ontology annotation, biological process: L-selenocysteine biosynthetic process. Gene Ontology annotation, cellular component: cytoplasm.